AUGAGAUAUGUGCCAGUGACCGCUCUCGCCGGCUUCGAUCACGUCGUGGGUCAGUCGCUACGACGUCACGAAAACAACAACAAUCGCCUCGACCCCACUCAACCACUCAACCGCCGAUCCGAGCUUGAACGUCCUGCCUUUUCAGACGCUCCUUCUGCCUGGCCCGGAUAUCAGCAGAGCAAAGGUCGCUCUCAGCUUGGGAGUCGCAGUGGUAGCCGCCUGUCAUGUCUGCACUCGAAGGAUUUCGUGAUCGUGAUUCUCUACGAUGGCCGCAUUAUCGUGGGAAGAUUAAAGGGCAAUGACAACUACUGCAACCUGAUUCUGUCGGACAGUGUCGAGCGCGAGUACUCGGCGGACAAGGGCGUUGAGAUGAUCUCGCUGGGGCUCUACAUGAUCAAGGGUGACAAUGUUGCUCUGAUCGCCGAGGUCGACGAGGAUAAAGACGGAUCUCUGGACUACUCGGAAAUCAUGGCCGACCCGCUACCGGAGAUCAAGUACUAA
This is a messenger RNA of Trichosporon asahii var. asahii CBS 2479, 501 nucleotides long. RefSeq names its product u6 snRNA-associated sm-like protein lsm8. Gene Ontology annotation, cellular component: U6 snRNP; precatalytic spliceosome; U4/U6 x U5 tri-snRNP complex. Gene Ontology annotation, biological process: mRNA splicing, via spliceosome. NCBI's taxonomy places the organism in Eukaryota, Fungi, Basidiomycota, Tremellomycetes, Trichosporonales, Trichosporonaceae. The transcript is spliced from 4 exons. Gene Ontology annotation, molecular function: RNA binding. The record is from RefSeq and is a predicted model, not a curated record. The coding region runs from base 1 to 501 and encodes 166 amino acids.